AUGAAGGCUGCUCAGAUCCUCGCCCUCAUGGGCCUCGCUUCCGUCUCGGCUGCUCAGUCUCUGCCCCCCGCGCCCACCGAGUCCGUCGGUUGCGUGCCCCACGACGACCACUGGCACUGCGAGGGCCCUGCCCCCACCAACGCUGCCGUCGACUCGGCCGUCGCCUCGUCCGCCGCCGCCGUCACCACCACGACCGCCGCCGCCGAGGACCACGAUCACGACCAUGAUCACGACCACGACCACGACCACGACCACGAGUCCCACGGCUCCGAGUCUCUCCACCCCUCGCUCCCUCCCUCUCCCACCGCCUCCACCGGCUGCGAACCCCACGGCGACCACUGGCACUGCGAGGCCGCUGUCGAGACGGGCGCCCAGGUGACCACCUCCGCCUCGGCUUCCGUGCACCCCGACCUCCCGCCUGCGCCCACCCAGUCCGUCGGCUGCGAGCCCCACGGCGACCACUGGCACUGCGAGGGCCCUGCCCCUGCUUCCAACGCCACCACCUCGUCUGCCGGCACCACCGGUGACGAUGCUGCCGCCUCCUCCACCCCCUCCGACGUCACCGAGGCCGGUGCCGCCAACGUCGCCGCCGGCAUGGGUGUCGUCGCCGUCGCCGCCCUGCUCGCCCUGUAA
Messenger RNA from Verticillium nonalfalfae, 633 nucleotides. RefSeq lists its product as uncharacterized. Lineage: Eukaryota; Fungi; Ascomycota; Sordariomycetes; Glomerellales; Plectosphaerellaceae. The coding region runs from base 1 to 633 and encodes 210 amino acids. The transcript has 2 exons. The record is from RefSeq and is a predicted model, not a curated record.